AUGGUGCAGAUCAACAGCGGUGAGGGACGAGGAGCUGGAGGACAGGACGCCGCCGCUAUCUCCUCUCGCUCCUCCUGCUGCGACGCCGGAAGCUCCUUCUCAUCUGGACGGCUCCGCUGCGUCCCGGCCGCGCGCGGCGGGUGGCGUGAGCGCCUGCCUCACCACCUCCCGGUUCCCCUUCCUCAUGGGCACGCGCGCACCCGCGGCCCUGCUGCUCCUCGGCCGCCAUGGCGCCGCGGGCGUCGCAUGUUGCUGCGCGCCAGCGCCCCCGCUCGCCCCACCGGCGACGAGCCGGCUGCAGCUGCAGGAGCAGGACCCCCGGCCUUGGACGAGGAAGAAGCGGGGGCCAUGGAGGCGUCUUCCAGGGACGCCCUUCGCCCAGCUCGUCGUCGCCAUAGCCGACCCGGGUCGGUUGCGAGGAGAAGGACGACCAGCUUGGCUGCAGCGGCGGCGGCCUUGGCAUCGGCGACGAAGGCGAAGGGCGACCCAGGCACGCGGCGCUGGGAACACGGAGGAGGGCAAGCGGCGCUGGGAGGAGGGGACGAGCAGGGGAGCGGAUUAGAGCAGGACGCCGGGGAGGGGGACGGAGCGCCGCGUCCGCCGCGCGGAGUAGGACGCCGGGGAGGGGACGGGGCGCCGCGCCGCGCCGGCCCUACUACCUUCGAGCAGGAGGGGGAGGAGAGCGCGGUGGAGAAGAGCGGAAGACUAGCUAAGGGGACCCAACAGGUCAAACUAUCAAAGGAGGCCGAAGGGAAGAAAAAAUGCAGUAGACAUACGUACGAGCAUACGACCACAUCUACCUACUACCUGUACCUGAUCGUCCAGUCUAUACGGUGUGCGGACCGCACGGGUUGCCCCUGGGGGCUGGACAGCGUACCCAUGGCGUCACGGCAGUGUGAGCAUGACGACGAGCGAAACCGGUCGGCGCCCGGUGGCGACGGGCCUGGCGUGUCUUCGGACUUCGACGAGUCUUUGCAGAGGACUCGACGGCAGCAGUCACGGGACUCCGUCGAGAGGUGCCGACUUGCCGAGGAGCUGCCCGACCGACGAAGUUCUGUCUUUGACUCCAUCGAGGUGCAGCUAGAGUACGAUGUGGUGCUGCCGGACUCCGUCGAUGUACUGCCGGACUCCGACCAGCUGGACGAGGUGGUGCUCAAGGAGUGA
Messenger RNA from Miscanthus lutarioriparius, 1164 nucleotides. The record is from the annotation of a GenBank genome assembly. Lineage: Eukaryota; Viridiplantae; Streptophyta; Magnoliopsida; Poales; Poaceae.